Ascochyta rabiei is the source of this 531-nucleotide messenger RNA. RefSeq lists its product as uncharacterized. The record is from RefSeq and is a predicted model, not a curated record. Lineage: Eukaryota; Fungi; Ascomycota; Dothideomycetes; Pleosporales; Didymellaceae. Bases 1 to 531 code for a protein of 176 amino acids. The transcript has 3 exons. Gene Ontology annotation, molecular function: fatty acyl-CoA hydrolase activity. Gene Ontology annotation, cellular component: mitochondrion.
AUGCAGCCCCGAACAGCAGCGAGCCGAGGCUCGACGACGGCCAUCGAUGAGGUGCCUUGGCCGCGCCAAAUGGCUCUGGAUGCGUUGAAGGCGCGGCGUCGCUGUGACUACAAGUUCCAGCUCGAGUACCGCACACGAUGGAGCGACAAUGACAUGUACCACCACCUCAACAACAGCGUCUACUACUAUCUGUUCGACAGUGUCGUCAACACGUACCUGAUCAAGCACUGUUCCCUCCACCCGCCCACCUCUUCGCAGAUUGGCCUGGUCGUGCAUUCGCACUGCGACUACUUUGCGCCCACCGAGUUCCCAGCCGUGAUAGACCUCGCCCUGAGAGUCAACAAGCUGGGCAAGAGCUCUGUCACCUACGAGAUAGGCGUCUUUGAGCGGGGUCAAGACGAGGUGAAGGCUGUUGGCGAGUUCAUCCAUGUCUUCGUCGACCGCGACAGCCGGAAGCCAGGCAAGCCAGGCAUGGCUGACGCGCUGAAGCAGGGCUUGCAGAAGAUCCAGACAGACAAGGCGAAACUGUAG